AUGCGUGCCUGCACAGCCGUCGCCACCGAGCUGUCGUAUAAUCAUGACGAGGACGAGGAAAACCCUUACCGAGCGGAGGUGGAGUUCAUCUCGCGUGACGAGUGGUCGCGCGAAGUGAGUAUUCUUCUCAGCGACCUUGUUACGAACGGGGGCAGGGAGAUGGACGACAUGGACCCCAACAGUGAUGCUGCUAGGGCUCUUGCAAAGAUUCUCGCGGUUUAUCCGUCACUGGAAACUCACACACUGACCGAGAGCAGCUCUGCUCAACUCGCCGAACAUCCAAACGUGCGAGAGCUUCUAGGCACGACGAUAACUAUGAAGGCCUCCUCUGCUUCGGAGAUCCGAGAACAAGUCGCGCCUUACGUCGACUCCAAGGACAAGGAUGAUGAAACGGCGGCUUAUUGGCCCCUGGUCAAAGUUGUCAGGAUCUUCACCAAGGCUUGCGUCCUUUCGAAUGGCGUUACCAUUGUCGAUCUGCCUGGCCAUCAGGAUUGGGAUGCCGCACGAACUGCAGUUGCCUCCCAGUACAUGAAGGCUUGCUCCGGUAUCUGGAUUGUGGCGCCCAUCAACAGAGCCGUCGAUAACAAGACCGCGAAAGAUCUCAUGAGCAACUCUAUUAAGCGCCAGCUCAAGCUUGAUGGAGCAUACUCGGCCCUGACCAUCAUCUGUUCGAAGACGGAUGAUAUCACCAUCAACUCAGCCAUGGAAAGCUUGAAAAGCAAGCUUGGCAAGGAAACCAUGCAAGCAUGGAGGGACGCCCUUUCAUCUAACCCGCGCAGCCUUGACCGCCAAGAUGCAGCAGGCUACGAAGCCCAACCCGACCGAGAGCCACGUGAUUACGAGGACAUGUCCCGCCAGACUCCCGUGUUCUGUACCAGCAGUCACGUCUACCAGCAGAUGCGAGGCCUUCUCAUGGCCGACAACGACUCGACGCCCGGCUUCGAGACGGAGGACGACACCGAGAUCCCCCAGCUUCAGGAUCACGCUCAGAAGCUAACCGAGGAGCUGCGCGUUGCCAAGCAGAAGGAAGUGCUGAGCGGCAUCUGCCAACUCCUGAAUUCGGUUGCCAUUUGGGCACAGGAUGCAUCGAAAUCGCCCGUCUCCAUUAAUGAGGCAACCUUGGCGACGUUGUUGCAAAACUUCGAAGCAAAUCUCAAGGCUGACGGUCAAAGCUGCAUCGACAGACUAGAUACGGAAGCGCAAACCAAACUCUAUGACGAGCUGACUCGGUUGACCAGCACCGCUACUUUGCAAGCGGGAAUCAUUGCCGAGAGAUGGAAGAGCAUCAGCUGGAAUACCUUCAAGGCAACGUGCCUCCGCGGUGGAGUGUUCAAUGAUAACAAUCUCAACGAGCAACUUCUCGAGCCCAUCAAGAGCGGCAUCUCUAUUACUUGGAACAACUUCUUCCAGUUCAAUGUCGCCAGUGUGCUUGACGGUUUCUCAGUCGCGGCUACCGGAAAACUGAUUAUGUUCCACGAGGGUAUUGUCACACGGCUUGGCGACCAUGACUUCAGGGAGCUACAGGCUUCCGUGCAACUUGAUCAACAGUUGAUGCUUCACAAAGAACGCAUCCUCCGGCUCGCCGCGCAGAGUCGGGCGGAUAUUGAUCAAGCUCAAAAGGACGCCAGUCGCGCGUUCAGCCCAGCGGUGGCAAAAGUCAUGACGCCCGGCUACCAGCGAUGCACCACCGAGUCAGGAAAGGGAGUAGUAAAACGAAUGAAUGAAGCGAUCCAGCAGCACAUCCGCAAACACAAGGUCAAGAUGUUUCGCAAUGCUGUGAGGGACGCCAGGCACAGCCUCGAGGAGGGGACGAAGUUGGUCGAGGAUAACAUGACGGAGCAGAUCAAGACCAUCGCCGCAACCAUGACGGAUGACUACAUGCUCGCCCUGGCCGAGAGACAGAAGUCUGCCCAACUUCAUGAAGCCAACUUCAAGAGGGACGUUAUGGAGCUAUUGGAAGAGGCUGCGAACCAUUUCAAUUGA
This is a messenger RNA of Colletotrichum destructivum, 1983 nucleotides long. RefSeq names its product Putative P-loop containing nucleoside triphosphate hydrolase, dynamin. The record is from RefSeq and is a predicted model, not a curated record. The transcript is spliced from 5 exons. Lineage: Eukaryota; Fungi; Ascomycota; Sordariomycetes; Glomerellales; Glomerellaceae. Bases 1 to 1983 code for a protein of 660 amino acids.